AGGGAAGGAAAAUAAAAAAAGGCGGCUCAUUUCGUAGAAACCGAAAAUCGAAAAACAGAUCCAAAAUUCUGUUCGCUCCAGCUUCUGCCUUCGUCUGCUGGUUAUUCGCUCGUGUGUCACUAAACCAAGUCUCACUUCCAGAACCUUCUCUCUCUCUUCGUUUCCUGUUUGGUUCCUGAGAAAAUUCAGGGUAGUUGAGGAGGCUUGGUUAGUGGACUUGCUAGAAGUGAAGCUCCUUUUAAAUUUGAGUAUGGAAACAGAUGAUAUGAUUGGCCUCCCUGGUUCUAUUGAUUUUGGAUAUAAAAAUGAGAAUGAUGAGCUUUCCAAGUCUGAUUUUGGGCCAAGUGAAUCUCGCUCUCAACCAUGUAGUAAUGAUGGUAAAGAAAGUAAGGAUGAUGAAGAGGGUUUGGGGCUCUGUGAAGGUGUGGUUGGAAAUGAAGAAGGUAUAGUCGAUCCAGGGUGUUCAGGGCUUAAUGUAGGUGAUACUGGAACUGAAGAAGCUGCAACAGAUCAGAGUAAUUUGGUGCUUGAGGAACGUGAUAUUGGAUCUAAAGGUGUCCAGUUUGCAGUGGAAACAGAGGCUGACAUGGAUUUGGUAGUUUCUCCUGUCAGACAAGUGAAUCUUGAUGUGGUUGAUGCUGUUAUAGUUUCCAAGAAGCCAGAUAUUUCCAGCAUCAUAGGGAACGUUGAGGACUGUUUCCUUGAUACACAAAAUAAUAGUCUUGUCCAACAAGGCAAGGUGGAUGGCAGUCAUAUAUCAGGCGUUAAGAGAAAAAGGAUGGCAUAUGAUGAACAGCAACCUUCAGUGCAUGUCAUGUAUAACUCCUUAACAAGAGCUAGCAAACAAAAGCUUGAGGAACUGUUACAACAGUGGUCAGAAUGGCAUGCUCAACAGAAUUCAUCUCAUGAUUCUGAUGAAAUGUUACAAUCUGGUGAAGACACUUACUUUCCUGCUCUACGUGUUGGCAUGGAGAAGUCCUCUGCAGUGUCCUUCUGGAUUGAGAACCAAGCAAGGAAACAACAAGACAAUGAUUUAAUUCUUCAACAUAGUAAUUUUGUGCCUCUAUAUGAUCGUGGAUAUGUGUUGGGUUUGACUUCAGCAGAUGGUCCAAUUAAUGUAGAAGGAGGCUUGGAGAUAGUGGAUGCUGCUGCACGUUGUUUUAACUGUGGUGCAUACAACCAUUCUUUGAAGGAAUGCCCAAAACCUCGUGAUAAUGCUGCUGUUAAUAAUGCUCGCAAACAACACAAGUUCAAGCGAAAUCAGAAUUCUAGUUCCCGCAAUCCAACACGCUAUUAUCAGAGCUCUUCUGGUGGCAAGUAUGAUGGUUUAAAGCCAGGUUCUCUUGACACUGAAACACGACAACUUUUGGGUCUUGGGGAGCUUGAUCCUCCACCAUGGCUUAACAGAAUGCGAGAGCUGGGAUACCCACCAGGAUAUCUAGAUCCCGAUGAUGAGGAUCAGCCUUCUGGGAUCACAAUAUUUGAUGAUGGAGAUGUAGAGGAAGAACAGGAAGAUGGGGAGAUUAUGGAAACAGACCAUCCUGAACCACCAAGGAAAAUGUCAGUUGAAUUUCCUGGAAUAAAUGCACCAAUUCCAGAAAAUGCAAAUCAAAGAUUUUGGGAAGUGGGGCCUUCAAGUUCUGAUCCAUUUAGGCACCGAUCACGCCAUAGAUCAAACCAUUCCUCAGAAGCUACAGGCAGAUGGCAUCAUCAUGAACAGAGACAGUAUAGGGAUUUCAUUAACGAUGGGCCUCCAGGUGUUGAUCCCGUGUUUAGUCCAUCUAUGUCCAGUUAUCCUCCAAGGUAUGGUCAUCAUGACUCUAGUUACAGUUCUGACAGCCCUAGAGAUCUGAGCCCUGCCUUUGGGAGGUCCAAUUCCGAUAGAGGGAGGGGUGCUUUGGUAUAUGAGGAUUUUGCAAGUCAAGGUUCUUCAUCCUACUCAUCCUCACGGAAACGUUCUUCGCCACAGAAUAUUGGUUCAGCCAGAUACGAGACUGAUAACAGCCGGGAUGACUAUGACACGGAUUAUUCAUAUCGGGAUUAUUCAUUUCGGAGUGAGUAUGACAACGAUCGCUAUCGCCGUCGUAGUAGGAGGUAAAUGGGGUAGUCAUGAGUGCGACGGGGUAGAAUGGAUGCGAUAUUCUUUGUAAAACACCCCCUGUCCUCUUCAUUUCUUUAUUAUCUAGGCUAGAGUUGCAGCUCCGAUUCCUUUCUCCAUCAACUAGAGGAGAAGUCUCAACUAGUUUAAGAUGUUUCUGUAUCCAUACAUCGUUUGCAAUACUCCUCCUGUGGGAGCCGUUUAAUUUUUAUAUUUAUUUGCAUC
Populus trichocarpa (black cottonwood) is the source of this 2323-nucleotide messenger RNA. RefSeq lists its product as uncharacterized. Gene Ontology annotation, molecular function: RNA binding; zinc ion binding. The record is from RefSeq and is a predicted model, not a curated record. Gene Ontology annotation, cellular component: catalytic step 2 spliceosome. The transcript is spliced from 9 exons. NCBI's taxonomy places the organism in Eukaryota, Viridiplantae, Streptophyta, Magnoliopsida, Malpighiales, Salicaceae. Bases 251 to 2098 code for a protein of 615 amino acids.